Messenger RNA from Ricinus communis (castor bean), 1126 nucleotides. Its product is annotated as heterogeneous nuclear ribonucleoprotein 1. NCBI's taxonomy places the organism in Eukaryota, Viridiplantae, Streptophyta, Magnoliopsida, Malpighiales, Euphorbiaceae. Gene Ontology annotation, molecular function: RNA binding. The coding region runs from base 245 to 1099 and encodes 284 amino acids. The record is from RefSeq and is a predicted model, not a curated record. The transcript has 2 exons.
AAACAAUUUGAAACAGACCUAUUUAACUACAAAUACCUUUUCAGCUUAAUUGGUUGAGAGAUUAUAUCUUGAUUCUGCUAUUACUCUUUUUUAUCUUUUUUACCGAUAAAAUAAAGAUUAUCAGUAUUUUCCUUUUAAUAAAACUCUAUCUGUGAAUAUCUAUCAUUCACAUACCUUGAUUUUUUAAGUUACACAGAGAGCAUAGCGAGAACAAAGACGCUAUUUUCUUUCUGAAAACUUAUCAAUGGCACAAAACCCUUCAAAAUUAUUUGUAGGAGGAUUGAAUUCGAAGACUGAUGGGGAUUAUUUAAACCUGCACUUCAGUAAGUAUGGCCAAGUCAAAGAAACUCUAAUUGUGAUGGACAAAGAAACUGGCUCUAGCAGAGGUUUUGGCUUUGUUACUUUUGAAGACCAUUCUGCUGCUGAUACCGCCUUUCGUGAUCAACAUUUUAUUCUUGGGAAAAAGGUGGAUGUGAAAUGGGCAACACCAAGAAACCCAUGUCACAACAGUCAGGAACAAAAUACUAUUGAUCCCAUUCAGAGCAACGGGGACGAGAAUGAUAAUAGGAUAGAAUUGAGGACUAAAAAGAUUUUUGUGGGAGGUUUGCCCCAUGACAUAAGUAAUGAAGAGUUUAAAGAUUUCUUCAGUACAUUUGGUACAGUUAGGGAUGCGGUGGUUAUGUACAACGGAGUAACAGGCAGAUCAAGAGGGUUUGGAUUUGUAACUUUCGAUUCUGAGGAUUCAGCAGAUACUGUGCUGCGGAAUAAAUAUUACCAACUCAAAGAUUGCCAAAUAGAGGUUAAGAUGGCUAAACCUAGAAGUGAGAAUGAUAAGCAGAGUCAGAGUCAUAAUCAGAUGGUGCCUUACUAUCUUUAUGGGUCCGAAAUCCCAUCUUUGUAUUUGGUUCUUGCCGACGAUAGGCAAGCUACACCACCAUUUAUAAACAUAAAUGGUUAUAAUUAUUAUGGUCCAAACUCUAUGUUUAGAUAUUACUCAAAUGGGGCAUAUUACAUAAAUAAUUACCACAAUAAAGUCUCAGCAGUUACAGACGGUGAUGGUCUCGAACACCAUGAAAAACCAAAUCAGCCAUCUGUUUAAUGGCAGUUUAUCAUCUCUUAAUGCUAA